Klebsormidium nitens is the source of this 1196-nucleotide messenger RNA. The record is from the annotation of a GenBank genome assembly. Lineage: Eukaryota; Viridiplantae; Streptophyta; Klebsormidiophyceae; Klebsormidiales; Klebsormidiaceae.
CCUUCUUGCAUAUAUCAUAUUAGGUGUGCAGCGUUUUUCAAGUUUCAGAAUCAAAGAGCUGAGCAGACAUUCCAACUGGUUGUCAUGGCGUCGUCUUCUAUUGCUGCAUUGCCCUCUGCAACUCUAGUUCCUUGCUCAAGGUGGUCGACCCAACAACUGAAGACAGCUCCCCAUGGACUGCCAGAGCUGCUGAAACCGUGUCACUGUGUGCGGCGUCCUCGCUGCAUGCCAACAGCACCCAAGGCUUCUUAUGAGGAGCCUCCUCUGGGGCGAAGGGAUGCUCUUUUUGUGGGGGUUGCCGGAGCUGCGCUGAGCGCCCUGGUGGGGGCUGCAGUGAUGUUGCAACCGGUGGAUGUGGCGCAAGCAUACCUGGGUGGCGGCCCCUAUGGCCGGCAAGUAACGCGGGGCCAGGACCUGAGUGGACAGGACUUCAGCAACCUGGACCUGACGGGCCAAGACUUCAAAACAUCCAUCCUCCGGCAGACUACCUUCAAGAACUCAAAGCUAGCAGGGGCGAGUUUUUUUGACGCUGACCUGGCAGGGGCUGACUUCUCGAACACUGACCUUCGUGGGGCGGACUUUUCGCUCUGCAGAGCGACCCAGGUCAAUUUCACUGGUGCCAUCUUUGAGGGCGCAACUGUGACUGGCAACACCCAAUUCAAAGGCUCCAAUGUAACGGAUACAGAUUUUACAGAUGUCGGGCUUCGAACCGAUCAGAGGAAACUCCUGUGCAAAAUCGCUUCCGGGACGAACCCAGUUACCGGAGUGGACACAAGGGAGUCUCUCCUUUGUGGCGACUAGGUGCACGUGUUGAGUUGACAUAGUCAACAAUUUUGUCACAGUUUGGGAGUUGAGUACAGUCGUAGCUCAACAUAAAAGCCAUGACAGGCGAGCUGUAUAGCGAGUUGAAAUUCGAAACUUUUGUAGCACGAUCGAGUGCAUCUGCAAGAGAAAGCUAGUGCAUGGCGAAGGGUGUGCGCGCGCAGCUGGAAUAAGAUCAUUCAACGGGCACCGUUGCAUGCCAAUGGACGCUGCAUAUCAACCUAGCUGUGCAACAGGUUUGCACAUCAAUUGGUCAUAGUCGAUGGCAAGGCUAGUGCAUAUGGCCGCAGUUCCUACACAGAUACAUUCCCCAGUACUCAUUGUUGCCAGGAUGGUCAAUAUGUACAUAAGUUUGCCUGUCGGCAUGCAUGGAU